UCAGGCUGCCCGCAGUGACGUCAGGCGCUGAUGAGCCGGGCGGUCGCGGUCGGUGUGGGCUCCGCGGUGGCGAGGCUCGGGGGCCGCCCGGGGCCGGGCCGCGGCUGCUGCCGAUUCCUCGCCUCGCGGGGAAGCCGGAGGGUCACUGCUUCAUCCGCUUCAGGUUUUCGCUGUCAGUGGGGCUCGACCUCAGCGCGGCUGCGUGACGGCAGCCCGGACACUGCCGACUGGACAGGAGCUAAUGGCAAGGGCAGGGCGCCCGCCAGGGAGCUGAGCACGUCAACAGUAUGCUUGCAGUAUGAUUUGAGAAAAGUAGACCUGUUGCCAUCGGAGAUUCAAAAAUUUUACUUUGAUACUCAUGCAGUAGUGCGACUACUAGAAGAAAAUGGCCUCAGCACUGAUCAAUCAGAGGUUGUGGUAGCUGCAUUGCUGAAGAUCAUGAAUUCUAAUAUGCAAAUGAUUUAUAAGGAUAUGGUGACCAAAGUUCAACAGGAGAUAAUGCUUCAGCAGAUAAUGUCACAAAUAGCCGGAGUGAAAAAGGACAUGAUUAUCUUAGAAAAGAGUGAAUUCUCAGCAUUACGAGCAGAGAAUGAGAAACUGAAAAUUGAAUUGUUUCAGCUCCAAAAGCAAUUAAUAGAGAUAAUGCUUCAGCAGAUAAUGUCACAAAUAGCCGGAGUGAAAAAGGACAUGAUUAUCUUAGAAAAGAGUGAAUUCUCAGCAUUACGAGCAGAGAAUGAGAAACUGAAAAUUGAAUUGUUUCAGCUCCAAAAGCAAUUAAUAGAUGAAGUCAACAAGCUGUCUACAAGUAACAAGCUGGACCUUAACUUGGAUAAGAGUAGAGUUAAAGAAAUGUUCAAUGAACAUGAAAAACGACUACUGGAAACCAGGUCACAAAUAGUGGAGUUGAAUUCACAACAAGAACGUGCCGUGACUCAGACAGAUCGGAAAAUAGAGACUGAAGUAGCAGGACUCAAAACCUUGCUAGAGUCACAUAAACUUGACACAAUAAAGUAUUUAGCAGGUUCAGUUUUCACAUGCCUUACAAUAGCGCUUGGAUUUUACCGUGUCUGGAUGUGAAACACAUAUUCCUGCUAAUGGAUCUCAAUAUUCUCUCUUGAAGCAUGUACUUCAGUGGUGGUUACGUGUAAAUAUUUAAUGGAUCCAUUUCAUUUGAAGUGCACUGGAUGCCUUAAAGAAAUCAAGAAAUAUAUAUAGAUUGAUGAUGUAAUUCAAUGAAGCUAUUAUAACACAUAUCAACUGUUUUUAAAUGUAAUAAUUCACUCAUAUUGAGGAAUGUGACUUUAAAUUUGUAUUGUUUAAUUUAACACAUUUUUUGCAAUUUUUUUUACCAAGAAAUAUAUUUACUCAAGAAAUAAUUAAAUAGUGUGACGACCAGUUAAUGUCAUCCUGUUCACAGUGUGAGGUAGGUGGUUCAGCAUGGUGGCUGUAAAGGGAAUGCUGCUGGUUUUAAGUUAAACACUGAUAAAGAAAAUACGUUCACAUUUGUCAGUAAUUUACCCAAAGUUAACGGAUGAGAUUGAAAGAUUCAAAUGAUUAUAAUAAAGCUAUGGAAUUAAAGAGUUUCUGAAUGGAUA
This is a messenger RNA of Callorhinchus milii (elephant shark), 1595 nucleotides long. It is a transcript of the gene mcur1, whose product is annotated as mitochondrial calcium uniporter regulator 1. The transcript is spliced from 11 exons. The record is from RefSeq and is a predicted model, not a curated record. Gene Ontology annotation, cellular component: mitochondrion; mitochondrial inner membrane. Bases 31 to 1077 code for a protein of 348 amino acids. Lineage: Eukaryota; Metazoa; Chordata; Chondrichthyes; Chimaeriformes; Callorhinchidae. Gene Ontology annotation, biological process: positive regulation of mitochondrial calcium ion concentration; calcium import into the mitochondrion.